CUCUUCCUGGCCGGGCGGGCCCCUCAGUGAAACAGGAAUUGAAUAUAGCUUGCGGGUGCCGCGUCUCCGCGCCAGAGAGCGCGGUACAGCCAGCAGGAGUCUGCGCGGUGGAAGUACGAACUGGGCCCAGUUUUCGAACUAAUGCAAAACCAGUAACUUCCCAACUAGAGUCCGGAAAGAUCGUAAGAUUUUUUUUUUCUCCUCUUUGUCUCUGCAAAGUUGCCCUUCGCUCCGCUGAUUUUCUUUAGUCUGAUCUCCUGGGUUUUCAAACACAAGAGCUGCGCAAAGAGUGCUCCGUGAGAGGAGGAGCCAGCUGUAAAAGACGGCAUUGCUGACUUUGCUGCUUACCAAGAUUGUUAGGAGGAGAGGGGGAAGGACAGACAGACAUGUCUUCAGAAACAGCCCAAAGUAAAGUUCAGGCAUCUUCACAGCAACAAAACAAACAGUCUGGUUUCUACUGUCCUAUCUCAGAUGCUCACAUCAAUAGAAAAGAAGUAGAAAGGAUCAGUCGAGAAUGUAGAAAUGAAAGUUUCUGGUACAGAGGUCUUCCAUUGUCUCUAGGAAGCAUGCUCAUCACUCAGGGACUAAUUUACAAUGGCUUUCUCUCAUCAAACCCAAGAUUUGGAUCAUUACCUAAAAUUGCAUGCACUGUCAUCAUACCUGCAAGGAAUGCGAAGCAAAUUUUGGAUCUAAUGGAAAGGAAAACUCAAAGCCUUCAGCUUCAUAAUCCCAGAUCAUGCCUCUUCUUUUUAAGAAGUUACUUCAUAUCUUGGUAUCUGAAUUGUAGAACUGACAAAAUCCUGCAGAAAAAGUCUCUUCCUUCAAUAGCUUAUUCUGGACAGAAGAAAUUGAGCCUACAGUCCCGUGUAAAUCAGUACACUGUGAGGAUUGGGUUGAUUUUUAAAAAGUUUGCCUAUAUAAUAAAUGCUAAUUCCUAGAACUGCAGUUUUUUUUUCUGUUGAUAUCACACCCCAGUAUGUUUCUUUUUCCUUAGAUGCAUUUUAGCUCUUGGCACUGAAAACUUAGAUAUUGCAACUCUUGUAAGUGGCAAUGACCUGAUCUCAGUGCAACCUGCAAAAGGCCAUAAUUGGAAGCAUUUGUCUCCUGCAUGAAAGAAAAAGAAUUCAAGAGUAUUUAAACGAUGUUGCACUGCUAAGCAACCCACCAAGCCCCCAAUACUGUGAUCAGUUUUGCAUAACUCCUUGUACUGGGCAAGGACUCCAUGUAUCACUGUUCUUGACAAUAGGUAUCCUCUGGGUACUAUUAGAAAGAAUCCCAUUGACUUCAGUGGGCUUUGAAUCUGGACUUAAGAGAGGAGAGUGACAUUUUAUUUAUGCCCAUCUAUUCAAAUCUCUUUGGAAGGAGUUCUGAACAUUAUUCCUAAAUAGACAACUUAAUAAAAAGAAGUUUUUUUCUCAAAACAUGAACACUGGGGAAAGAACUGACAGUGAGCUCAGAAACCUAUGUUUUUUAGGUUUGCUCUAAUCUGACCGUGACAUUAGAAAAGAUAAAAAAUAAUGAAUUACAGAAAAGCCAAGUUAAUUACUGUUUGCAUAUUAAUAAAAAUGCUUUAAUACUUUGUUCUUUUAGAAUUUAAGUUCAAAAGUGUUGUGCUUCUGCCUGAUACCCCCUCCUCCAUGAUCACUCUCACUCAGAGGACCCUCUCUGUGUACAGAUCCCACAGGACAAUCCAGGCCUGUAGAGUGUUUCAUGUUACUAUUCAUCAGAUGUGUCCACUGAGGUAUCAGUAGGCAGCUAUGCAGGUUAGCACAUGGGCAACUUCACGUAUCUCCUAGUAAGUAACAAAUGGUUUUUCUAUAUGCAAAUUUCAGUAAUACUACUUCAUUUACUGGAUGAAGUAAAGCUGGAUGUUAGGUCUCAGCAUAGUCUAUGACUAAACUGAUACAAUCCCUAACUUGUCUAAUGUUAAAUGCUGAAUCAUCAUACAUGCAUGUGGAUCAUAAACCUUAUCCUGAGGCAAAUGCUUGUGGCUUAACCACUCCCAUGUCAUUUAUUAAUUCUCUAAAAUCAAGUCAAUUGUAAUAUCUUCUGUAACUGCCUUAUGCCUGUACUAUGCACGAAGCUGCACAUGGCCCUGUCCAGCAAGGGACUUCACACAACCCCUGCUAAACAGUUGCCACGUCUAGAAAGACACCUGUCAAUUGACAGCUUGCUCUCUCAGCAGUCUAUUUUUUUUCUUGCUUAGCAUCUAUUGCUUCCCUAUCUGUAGCCUAGGCUUGCUUAGCAUGAUUGCUGCCUAAGGCAUCCUUUGAGGAGUUCCUUCUGCUUCACUUGCUGCACUCCUAGUAUGGCAAUGGCUUUGUCUAGACAACAGUCUCCAAACUCAGUUGGCAGCCAGUGGAAUGUCGGGUAUGCAGAGGUCCAAGGGACCUAUGAAGAGGAAUGAACCUAAGGAAGGCUCCAUAAAGUGUAGGGCAAGCCCUAAAUACCCUCUGUGGUACACAAGAGCAGAACCAUUGCUAUAUACACUGAAGCAAAAAACGAACUGUAUUGUACCAAAAGGAUUGUCUUGUACUUCUCCCAGCCUAGUUAGAACAUGCAUAAAGGAAUGUCUCUUGCUGUCAAUGAAGUAUUAAUACCUGGAGUGCAUUGAUGUCAAUCUAAUACGAACAGCAGGGACACCAAGUUCACCACUGGUGUGUGUUUUAGUGUGAAUUACAUUUUUUUUAAAAUAAAAAGACCUGUAAUCUAAUGAGAUUGAAAUUAGUGUGUGCAUUCUGUUUCAAACGCAGAAAAUAAUUAAACAAUACAACGCACUGUA
This is a messenger RNA of Caretta caretta (loggerhead turtle), 2782 nucleotides long. It is a transcript of the gene OCIAD2, whose product is annotated as OCIA domain containing 2. NCBI's taxonomy places the organism in Eukaryota, Metazoa, Chordata, Testudines, Cheloniidae. The record is from RefSeq and is a predicted model, not a curated record. Gene Ontology annotation, cellular component: mitochondrial inner membrane.